This is a messenger RNA of Heterobasidion irregulare TC 32-1, 1771 nucleotides long. RefSeq lists its product as uncharacterized. NCBI's taxonomy places the organism in Eukaryota, Fungi, Basidiomycota, Agaricomycetes, Russulales, Bondarzewiaceae. Bases 41 to 1579 code for a protein of 512 amino acids. The transcript has 6 exons. The record is from RefSeq and is a predicted model, not a curated record.
GGCAACUUACGCAUCGCGUGGCUUCCUAUACCUAGAACAUAUGGCACCCGUUCCUCGCUCUCGUUUGCGAAUGCACAUAGGCAACAAUGCCGCAGAGAUUCCUAUGACACCCUCGCAGACAGGGCUUGUUGACAGUUGCUUUGAAGAGGCUCACUACGAGUCUGGCAUUGCUGUCCUAGAUCAAUUACGCUCAACGAAGUACAAACCCUCACCGGCGCACAUCCGUCAACUCUUAUACAUAUCGCUUUACACCCCUCCAAUCAAAACCAAAGGCAAAGACCGAGCGACUCCGGGUUCACCGACCAAAGUGAUUUCUGGAAAACAAGGAUCCUCUACCCCCAUUACCUUGUCAGCUAUAUAUACUGCACAGCGGUGUCUGAUGGCCUUUGCAUUGACGAAUACUCCCGGCUCCCUGAUGGAAGCUUUGCCAAGCUAUCCAGCCCUCAGUGAUCUCAAUCAGAGAGACCAGAGCCCAGCUGAGCUGAGCGAUUACUCAAACGAUGGGGAUUCAUAUGUCGCUCAUCAAGCAGCACGCUUGAAAGACUACAAGGAUUGCUGGCAGAUUCUGAAAGAAGAUUCCUUUGUACGGCCAGAGGAUGAAGGGAUAGGAAUGUUCACAGGCAGUCCAAGCAAGCGUCGGCGCGCCAGUUCGCGCACCUACCGCCAUCUAGACGACGAUAGCGCCGAUUCACUUCUUCCUGUGGCUUCUUCUGCCUGGCCGAUUCUGGAUUGGCUUUUGGUCCUCUUCGAAACGGAUGAAAGACGAACGGAGCAAGAAGGACAGCCGCGUUAUUCCCCUCUCCUGUUAUCUCAGAUACCUCCAAUAAGGAGUGAAGCUGGCGCAAAGUGGGCUGUCGAUGCCCCGCUAGAUGCCGCCUUCCAUUGCCUAAUACAAGACGACUUGCGUAAACGAUCGAUGGGAGCGCGCCUUCUCACUCUGAUGAUAAAUCUCACCUCCACGACACUAUUUGAUUUAUCCUUAUUCCUGAAUCUAAUGCUGUCCCGGUUCCCUAGCAAAGCACUCCCGCUUCAAGAUAUAUUUUCUCUACUUCCUCCCAGCCAGACCGUCCUGAGAUUUAAGGUUCUGCUAUGUCACAAAUAUCUCUCGGACACCUCCCCCAGCGGUCGACCGUCCCGUGCGCCAGUACGAGCGCAACCACGUCCCGUUCCCCAUCGCGAGCGUCGCAUGCUCGACAGGUCCACGCGAAACGAGACUGCCGCAGACAAGACCUCAAGUUUGAUACAGCCACAACGAGAGACAACAUCUCCAUCGAUCGCGAGUCGCUCCAUUCUGCCUUCCGCGAAACACAUCUCAGAUCUCGUCAUACGGCCUUCCGACUCGAGCGCACACACGGCACACACGGCAUAUGCGAAGUUCGAGCUUCUCUCUAGCUAUAUGAUUCUGCAGAGUCAAGCCGCUCAGUCUGAGAGGAGCGAAGAGUUCCUAGCCAUGCUGAAAGAUAGACGGCUUGCAAAAGCUGUGGAGGAUUCGUUCGGAAUCCUUCAUGUGAAUGACGAUGAGCAGCAUGUACGAGAGGGGAUGAAAGAGGGGCUGCUCGGCUUGAUGAUGGUCUUGUGAUGUGCGCCAGCGGCUCUUUCAUGUUCUUCUUUUAGGUUACUCUCGUCAUGCAUCGAUAGCUCAACCGCCUUCAAAACCUCAGGAAAGCCUUUCUUAAUUGAUACAGAUGACUCAGCUUCUCUCAUAUAUCAUACAAUUUCUCAAUCGUGAGGUUCACCAAUUGAUAAUGACCAAUAAACGCCAGUCUCCACC